Mucor velutinosus is the source of this 288-nucleotide messenger RNA. RefSeq names its product bifunctional chorismate synthase/riboflavin reductase [NAD(P)H] aro2 (gene ARO2). The coding region runs from base 1 to 288 and encodes 95 amino acids. The record is from RefSeq and is a predicted model, not a curated record. Lineage: Eukaryota; Fungi; Mucoromycota; Mucoromycetes; Mucorales; Mucoraceae. The transcript has a single exon.
AUGCGUGAAGAAUGUCCGUGCACUACCGGUGAGUUUAUCUCCCGAGAUCACUUUCUGACAUGUCGUGCUCUGGAUCGUACCUUUUUUGAUGCUUUGCCACCUGCUCCACCUGGUGUACAUCGCAUUGACCAUGCUCUGAACUGUCUUCCAGACAAAGCUUCAGCUGGUCCACCGUACUUUUGGUCUGCUUUGCUCCUUUUGUUGCAUGCCAUUGAUUGCCUUGUGCAUCCUCUGGCUGUGAUCCCACCAGAUCCAGAUCCUGGAUCGCUCUGGUUUUCUGCCCAUUGA